Pyricularia oryzae 70-15 is the source of this 3737-nucleotide messenger RNA. RefSeq lists its product as uncharacterized. Gene Ontology annotation, cellular component: centrosome; kinetochore; spindle pole body. The transcript has 4 exons. Gene Ontology annotation, molecular function: microtubule plus-end binding; microtubule plus end polymerase activity. NCBI's taxonomy places the organism in Eukaryota, Fungi, Ascomycota, Sordariomycetes, Magnaporthales, Pyriculariaceae. The coding region runs from base 476 to 3232 and encodes 918 amino acids. Gene Ontology annotation, biological process: mitotic spindle organization; establishment or maintenance of microtubule cytoskeleton polarity; microtubule polymerization. The record is from RefSeq and is a predicted model, not a curated record.
GGAAAUCGCAUGUCAAUGCACACCCAACUGUCCACGACAUCUUCAACGGAGACGUUGCCGCGCCGAGUACAUUCAUUUGCGAGUUUGACGCAGAUAUCUACAACGACUUUACUCGAUUACGAUCUUAGAGUUGCAUUAGCCCCUCCCGCAGCUUUGUGCUCCCUGUCUCAAGCGCUACUCGAUUUUUUGCACUGGACGUCAUCUGGAUGCCCGACUUAGGCUGCUUCAUCACAAUCAAGCAGCAACGGUACCCGAUCCGACCGCAGCUAUCAUCGUCGCAUAGAACUCGGUCGGCUCCUCCUCAAACCUGAACAACACAGGAAAUAUUUCCUUCGAGCAAUUGCAGAGCAAGGCAAAUUCAGCGAGAUUGGCCUGCCAAUCUUUGAAUCGAACAUAAACGGACGACCCGUUCAACUGACGGACCUGAUCCUCGACUACCUCUUCGCAUCGCUGGUGACGCCCAAAAAAGAACACGAUGGCGGAACAAGAGGAGGAUUUUAGCUCUUUGCCGCUGACAGACCGUUGGGUGCACAAGGUCUGGAAAGUGCGAAAGCAAGCUUACGAAGACGGCGCGAAACAAUUUGAAAAGACACCCGACGAACACGACCCAGCCUUUCGACCAUUCCUCCAAGACCCUUCUCUCUUCAAGUCAGCAGUAGCAGACUCCAACGUCGCGGCGCAACAAGAAGGAAUCGCGGCAUUGUGCGCAUUUCUCAAGUUCGGUGGCAGGGAAGGAUGUCUGCGAACACGAGGCCAAGCCAUUACCCCCAUUCUCGAGAAAGGCCUUUCGUCAACAAGAGCAGCCACCAAGGCGUCGUCGCUCGAGGCUCUUUUACUGUUUAUAGAACUCGACGUGCCUGGCCCUGUCAUUGAGGAUGUUCUGCCGAUAUUGUCGGCGAAACAACCCAAGGUCAUUGCUGCCGCAUUGGCCGCCCUGACGCAGAUCUUCCACAACUACGGCUGCAAGACGGCCGAUCCGAAACCGGUUCUCAAAGCGCUUCCAAAGGUCUUUGGCCAUGCGGACAAGAAUGUCCGAGCCGAGGCAACGAACCUGACUGUCGAGUUCUACAGGUGGCUGCGAGAUGCAAUGAAGCCCAUGAUCUGGAACGAGCUGAAGCCGGCACAACAGACGGAUCUCGAGGCCCAGUUUGAAAAGAUACGGUCGGAACCUGCGCCAAAGCAAGAACGGCUCUUAAGGUCCCAGCAAGAAGCAAAAGCGAGAGCACCUGUAGGGGGUGGGGAUGAGUACGACGAAGGCGAGGAGGAAGCAGAGGAGCCUGCAGAGAUUGAUGCGUUUGACCUCGCGGAGCCGCAAGACGUCCUGAAAGCCGUGCCUGCAUCUUUUCACGAUAACAUCGCUUCGUCGAAAUGGAAGGACAGGAAAGAGGCAUUGGAAGGACUCUUUGCCUUGUUAAAUGUGCCUCGCAUCAAAGACGGCGAUUUCAACGAGAUAAACCGGGCGUUUGCCAAGAGUAUGAAGGACGCCAAUAUUGCGGUUGUUAUACAGGCGGCCCAAUGUCUCGAGGCCUUGGCCAAGGGACUGCGGAAAGCCUAUGGCAAGUACCGGAGUGUUGUCAUGCAGCCAAUUCUUGAAAGGCUGAAGGAGAAAAAAGCAACCGUUACCGACGCCCUUGGUGCUGCUUUAGAUGCCGUUUUUAUGUCAACGAGUCUGUCAGAGUGUCUUGAGGACAUCACUGCCUACAUGAUUCACAAGAAUCCUCAAGUCAAGGAGGGAACUGCAAAAUUUCUGAUACGCUGCUUGAGGACAACAAGAGAUGUCCCCGCCAAACCGGAAAUAAACACCAUGGUAGAAUCGGCCAAGAAACUCCUUGCCGAGUCAACAGAGACGUUGCGAGCCAGCGGUGCCGAGAUUCUUGGAACGAUUAUGAAGAUCAUUGGCGAGCGCGGCAUGAAUGCACACCUUGAGGGCCUGGACGAUAUUCGCAAGAACAAGAUAAAAGAGUUUUUCGAGACAGCCGAAGUCAAGGCAAAGGAAAGACCCAAACCGAUCAUCGGCAAAACGCCAGCACCAGCAGCUGGCCCGCCGAAGCGGUUGAUGGGUGGCAAGAAGGCGCCGGCUGGUGCAAAAAAGCCGGCUGCUGCCGCCCCGCCAGCAGCAAAGGAGGAGCCUUUGGCGCCGCAACCGACAUCCCGUCCCGCACCGGCUGGCGGCAAGUUGGGCAUGCCCAAGCCGUCAGGUCUAGGAGGUCUGAAGCCACCAGCAAAGCGAGCGCUCGCUGGCCCCGGAACAAUGGCAUCUCCACGUCGGCCACCCUCAGCUGCACCCCCUGUUAUGGACGACGAAGAACCCGAGUACGCAGCGCCGCCACCGCAACCGAAGCUGGGAAUGGGCCGAGGUGGUCUUGCUGGGCGUUCAUUGGCCAAGCCCGCCGCGCCGGCGGCAGCACCGGUGGCUCCCUCGUCGCCUGGUCCGUCAUCAGGGCUCAUGGCUCUUGAGCGCGCUGAGCUUGAGGAACUCCGUGCGGCCAAUGAUCGGUUGACAAAACUUGUGGAGGAAUCUCGACAUGAGCGCGUCAAACUCAUGUCGGAGAUUCAGGAACUGAAGAAUCAGAACGCAGGCCUGAUCGAAGACCAUACGCGCGACGUCCUCAGCAUUAAGGCCAAGGAGACGCAGCUCGUCCGGGCUAGGAGCGACGCCGAGGCCGCCGAGAGUACAAAUGAGCGUUUGCGACGCGAGCUGGAGCGUCUUAAGCGGGCGCUCGGCAAAGCGGAGGCUAUGGGAAUGCACAUGCAGCACGACGACCCACGAAGCCCGGCUGGGAGUGUGCCGUCUCCAUCGCAAGAUGACGUCGGCAUCUUUAGGGAUGGUAGCGAAAGGGGCGGAUAUGGAAGCGGCAGCAACGGGCGUAAUAGGAUCAGCUAUGCUAGCACGCACAGCGAAGAGAAAGAGAACGGCGACGAUCACCGUGCGCCGCCGUACAGCCGAAACAAGAUGAUGAGCCCCGAGCUCCGGUAUGCCAACAGUGGCACCUCGAGCGGGAGAGGCAGCCCCGCGAGGGGGUUCAGGAGAGAAGCGGGAGAUGGCGAAAGCGUCGGUGUGAGGCCGAAGUACUCGAGCGGUGCGAGCAACUACGCGUCCUUGGAGCGACCGACUUCUUCGGCGCCGGCUGCUGGGCAAGGAGUCGAGAGCUGGAAGAGGGCUGCCGAGGUGACAAGCCAGCUCAAGGCAAGAAUAGAGCAAAUGAAGGCAAAACAAGGAUUAUCACGAUAGCAAGUCCCUCAGUGGAUUUGCAUUUUUUCAGAAUUUCGGCACUCAUCCUCCCUUGUCGAGGAGCAACCGUUUUAGCGUAAUGUUUAUGUACACUUCUGGCAUAUCAACUUGGGCAUGGACUUGCGGGCAUCAUGGUUGACGGGGGUUAUCAAGGGCGGUUGUUUUACGAGUUAUGUCGGCGAGUUCUAGUUGUUUUCUGACGUUUGUUUGGAAUGAUGAUAUUUGCAUAUGUUAUCUUCCUAGCUUAUCUUUUCCUUUGUCGCGGUCGCGUGACUCUCCCGUACUUGUACCUACCCCUUUUUCUGAUUCCUGCCACGCACUAUUAGCUUGGCAGCUGUCUAGCCUUACGUGUUGACCAAUCCGGACCCUGGAGUCGAGUCCACCACAUGGAUACGCAUUAUCCACUCAUUUCAGCGAACGACCAAAUUCAAAGAGAAUGUCCCACAAAUUUCCCGCGGCAGCACAAGCCAUUUGCGGUCGCGGAUUUUUUCGGGGGUGGGAUUGG